AUGGCCAUUGCUAGUGAUGUUACCAUUAACUCCAGCAAGUUCAAUCACCAAAACAUCACCGACGACACGGUGAAAACAAAUGCCCUUCUUGAGACAAUUAGCUCGAAAGGCCCUCAAUGGAACGAAGUCGGUGCCGCCAAAUAUCGCGAGAUGCGAGAAACAGGAGACACACCUCUCCCUAUGCCAGUCUAUCUCCCCCAAGCCAAAGAUGAAGCCAUACCAUCGAGGGACCUGGGCCGCAGCAUUCCAAUUCGUGUUUAUAAACCGGAUAAUGGACAGCCCAGCAAGGGCGUCUUUCUUCACAUCCACGGUGGCGGCUUUGUAUUGGGUUCCCAUCAGCAUCAAGAUGAAACCCUCCAAAGAUACGCCAACGCCUGCCAACUGACAUCCAUCUCCGUAGGAUACCGCCUCGCACCCGAGAACCCAUGGCCCGCAGCAGUGCACGACUGCGCCGAUGUAGCAGAGUACCUCAUCGACAAUGCAUCUAUCUUCGGCGGCAGUCUGCUCUUCGUGAGUGGCGAGUCCGUCGGUUCAUGUCUUGCAGCAAUUACUGUCUUCCAUCUUCUGCGUGCUCGUCCGCACCACCAACUCGCUGGCACUGUUCUCCCGUUCGGCCAAUUCGACCUGACACUGAAUCUGCCGAAGGUGUCAUCCUUUGAGCGGCGCCUCGUCAUCAACCGUGAAGCCCUGCAGCGGUUCGGUAACGCCUACACGCCGAAUAUGACAAUUGAGCAGCGUCGUAAUCCAAGCAUAUCGCCUCUUUACGAAGACAUGGAAACUUUAUCGAAGGUGCAGGGAUCACUGCCGCCGGCUUUGUUUCUUUGUGGAACUGAGGAUCCUCUGCUGGAUGAUACGCUUCUUAUGAGUGUAAAGUGGAUGAGCACUGGUAGUGACGCUGUUGUCAAAAUAUACCCUGGUGCACCUCAUGCUUUCACCAUCUUCCCUGGCUUCAAGCCCGGCGAGGAUGCCAUCGCUAUGUCACUAAAGAAGAAGCUUAUGUCUAAUAUUCCCGAAAUAUUGCCACACUGGCUUGUGUUUCCAAUCCAAGUCAGCAACGAGGUGUUCAAAGUUUCAGGGGCGUCAAUCUGCUCUGAUGCACCUUCGUACUUUACACAAUACUUUUUGAACCAGAUCAAAGCCGCGCAAGUGAACAAGGAAGACCUGGGAAAGGCCAUCAAGACGCUCUACAUAGAUCGAGAUCCAAUCACAUUCAAAGAUAUCUUGCUGCAUCUUCAGGGCUACUACGUCGCCCCGACUGAUGAAGUUCAUUUUACGAGAUUGUUUGCCGAUGCACAAUUCUACAGUCUCCCAAGACUAAUAUCACAGCUACACGAAUCGGGCAUCUUCAUAUCAAUCGGGCAUCGGCAGUUUCAAAUCCCCCGUAGCCUCUUGACUGAUUCAGCCAACUCACCCAACUUCUUCACCCUUGGUUACGCAACACAGUUUUCUCGCCCUGAAGACCCCUUCCCCGGCGCCGAAGGCAAGACACUAAUACGCCCACCUUCUGUGAUCCCUUCCUCUGUGCCAAAUCGGUGUGCCGAGACAUUUUCCGACUUGCUGCAUUUGCUUCGGGGUUAUCCGAUAACUAUUCGGGAUGAAAACCACCGAGAAGAACUUCUCCGUGAUGCGAGAUACUUCCAUUUCAAAGGACUAGAACAGCAGCUCAUCCCGCAUCUGAUAGGCUACAAUGCGCUCCGACAAUCUGAUGAAAUAACCGUGCGGCUGGAGAAUAUACAAAAAAGCGGUAUUCGUGUGCCGCUGACCGACGAAUCCAGCGCAAGCUCUUUACCCGUGUUUGUUCAUUACGCUCGGCCAUUGGUAGACGAUCGGGCACGCGAAUUAAUCGUAGAGAUUGGUGACGAAACAACCAAAAUGUACUUCUUUCCAGCUGGUGUACGGGCAGAAUUCCUGAAUGAUGCGCAGAAUCGAGUCUCGAAACUUCUGGAAGUGGCCACAGACAAAUUAGACUUGAUACCUGCCAUGGACGCCCUCAACCUACAAAUGGAAGUUGACGAUCGGGAAAAGACUCCUACUCCAACCACAGUGAGUUCAAAACCCAAUCUGAUCAAGGUCUCACUGGAACCUGAAUCGGCUAUCACGGUGGACGGCAAGCCAUAUACCAGCGAGUUGUCACUGCUAAAUGAUCGGGACACCAACACCACCGCUAAACCACGGAAGCGGCAACGCACCGUAUCUGGCUCACCGGUCUCAUGGAUCGUCAAGACUGGACAAUGGAGGGUAUGCUUCCUGCCAGGAAAGGAUGGGGAGAGCGGGAUGGAUUGUGUACUAGUUGCUGUCAAGAUUGACGCCAUUACAUCUGAGUUAGAGCGAAAUCGAGUCAAGGAUUAUCUUGUGAGUCCAAUGCGUGGUGAUAGUCCUGACAAAAUAUAA
Messenger RNA from Pochonia chlamydosporia 170, 2391 nucleotides. RefSeq names its product BTB/POZ fold domain-containing protein. Gene Ontology annotation, biological process: protein homooligomerization. Lineage: Eukaryota; Fungi; Ascomycota; Sordariomycetes; Hypocreales; Clavicipitaceae. The record is from RefSeq and is a predicted model, not a curated record. Bases 1 to 2391 code for a protein of 796 amino acids. The transcript is spliced from 5 exons. Gene Ontology annotation, molecular function: hydrolase activity.